Messenger RNA from Podarcis lilfordi (Lilford's wall lizard), 17810 nucleotides. Lineage: Eukaryota; Metazoa; Chordata; Lepidosauria; Squamata; Lacertidae. The record is from the annotation of a GenBank genome assembly.
AGUUGCAGCAGCAGCAGCAACUGGGGGAGGAGCAACUGGGGGAGGAGUUCAGGGCGGAUCCCGCGGAGAGAUCAGCCGCCGGUUUCAGGAACGCGGAGAAGGAGCCGGGUCGGCGAGGCGCUGGACGUCCUCCUCGGGGUUGGCACCACCACCACCGCCGCCGCCCGGGCAUGAGGAUGACGGUCGCUGCGGCGGGGGACGGGGGCUCCCCCGAUCCAGGCCCCGCGGCGGUGUCGCUGGGUCUCAGUGUGGCCGUGGUCUCCAGCCUGGUGAAUGGAUCCACGUUUGUGCUGCAAAAGAAAGGGAUCGUGCGCGCUAGAGGACGAGGUAGGGGGCGGGCAUUUUUUUGGGGGGGGACACACACCUCCUACGGGCCUUUUCGCCCCGAUCCCUCUUCCUGGACUACGGUUGUGGGUCGGUUAUUCUUUGCACCCAGGUCCACCUCCUCCCCUCCAGUGUGGAGGUGGGGGGGCGCACCCCAUGCUUCAAAAGACAUCCUCGCCAGCCCCUGUGUUCCUGCCUAGCACCCCACUGCUAUUCAGGGGUUCAAUGAUUUCCCUGCUAUCCGAUCCUAUCUCCUCCAACAGGCAUCAUGUUCGUUGCUUCCUAUGCUCCAUCACACCUAGGAGUUGGGUGUUGGAGGGGGGGGUGCGGCUGUGUGUGGGCACGAAUGUGACGGGGGGGCGGGGGGGGAGAUUUCUGUCCAAUGCAGUAGCACUACUCCUUGUCUGCACUUGAAGAAGAGCAUCUUUGGAGCCUGUGGGCAGGUUCAUGGCCGCUGCAGGCAGUGCCUGAAUUUAACCUCGUCGGCUGCCCAGCCCCUCCAUCUACAGUCUUUGCAACUCUUCCCCGUGGGCUGGGGCGACCCUUUGAGUCCAAAUCAGGUUUCUCUUCCAAAAGGAAACUGCUGUGUUGUCAAAGUCGCCGUUUGAAAGUUUUAUUUUUGUUUUUUAAACUCUGUGAGUUAUGGAUCCAGGGGAUUUACUCCACAGAGGAGUUUAAAGCUUUAUCCUCCAGAAAGUGACAAUGUUUAGUAAAGAAGCUAAAUGUCAGGAGCAGUGGGGAGGAAGUUGUAACCCUGAGGUCCUGCAACUUGCUUAGGCAUUAAGUGUUUAUGAUUUCCUUUUUUUUCCAUACUUUAUGAAGUGGGGGAGGACUGAUCUCCCCCACUGGACUUGCAAACAAUUUGAAUGAUCAUGAAUGCAAUGUAUGAACGCUGAAGAAAAUCCACAGGUGUCUCAGAGGUUGUUAUUCAGAGAAGUACUUUUAGAAUUUCCAGUGGGAUCUCUCUCUCUCUCUCUCUCUCUCUCUCUCACACACACACACACAUCCCACAGGACCAUAUAGUAUAUUCAAAACUGCUUUUGAACAUCCCUUCCAUUUUAAGAGUGUUUUCCCAUGUGGCAUGUACAGGCUGCCACAGUUUGAAAAAUGGGCACACACCCCACACCCCCGUGGGAGAACGUAACUAGUUGCUUCAUUCUUUGGAUUGUUGCCGUGAUAAUUAGUUCUCCUACAAGUAUAAUGAGCAUAAAACUCCUCAGACCAGACUUGAAGAGCACAACUCUUUGCAAAUAGCAUGCAAUUUUUGUGUAACUUAGAUCCAGUCAUCCAGUGGUUGCUGUAUUUUCUCGUGGGAGCACCUGAGGUGAGCAGAAACAAUAUCCUCAAAUCAGACACAGGCAGGAGGAUGAUACUGGCACAUGGCAUUUCUAAUAUGUAAGCUGUUCCAUUCCAGAAACUAGGCCUGAAUGGGCAUUGUUGCCCUCAGUCUGCCCCCGGACCUGUUACAAAACCAUCCGAUUCUGCUACCUAAACAAGACCUUGCUGUAAGACAACAUAGGAAAUUUCCCUGGUUUCCUGACUGGCAGCAGCUUGUCAUCUGUUAUAUAAAGUUUAUUUGGGUGUUUGUGAUGAAUAACUUUAGCGCAAGGGCAGAAAGAAGAAUUACCAGGAUGACUGGCAGCUCACAGAACAAAUUAGACAAAGUAACUCACAUGUUUCAAACUAUCAUGUAUAAUAUGUCCAGUUUAAAAACAAUAUUGCUCUCUUUUUAUAUUAAUAGCAUGUUAGCGACUGAAAGAUUGGCAGGGAGUGGAAUCUUACCCGAGUUCUUUAUGUGAUUAGACCUAAGGUGGCAAAAAGUACUAAAAUUCACUUUGUUUCAUUGCACUGACUUAAGCAACAUUAAACAUUGGUGGGUGUCAGAGACCACAUUAAUAAUAUUAUUUACCAGUAGAUUGAACCAAAGUAGUGUAUAUAUCGACAUGCACACAUGGUUGCCAGAAUUGGGGCACAGUGGGAGUUGAUGUGAGGCUGCCAAAUGUAUUGGCCUUGUCCUGCCUCAGGAAGGUGAUUCUCCCAAGUGAGAGUAUGCACAGAAUUGCAGCCAAGCGGCCCAAAUAUCAUGUGGAACUAAAUGGACUUAAGUCUACUAGUUUGGGGUUGGUUUUUUUGGGAUGGGUUUAGACAUGUUCAACUCUGCGUAGGAUUGGUCUGUUAAGGUGAUAAAUCAGAGGUGAGGAAUCUGUUAGCCUCCAGAUAUUGCUGGGCUCAAACUCCCAUUGGCUAUAGCCGGCAUGUUCAGAAGUUUGUAGCCAUACCCAGAGGGCCACAGUUUUGCCCAUCCUUGUUACAAACAGAUUGCAGCAUAAUAAUUGUAGGUUGCUUGCACUACCCUUUCUUUUAACAAUUGGGAUGUAGGAGGGUUUUUUUUUAAUACUUGAGUACAGUGGUACCUUGGGUUAAGAACUUAAUUCAUUCUGGAGGUCUGUUCUUAACAUGAAACUGUUCUUAACCUGAAGCACCACUUUAGCUAAUGGGGCCUCCUGCUGCCGCCGCACGAUUUCUGUUCUCAUCCUGAAGCAAAGUUCUUAACACGAGGUAAUAUUUCUGGGUUAGCGGAGUCUGUAACCUGAAGCGUAUGUAACCCAAGGUACCGCUGUAACUAGAAUUUCCCCCAAAAAUAUUGGGUGUGCCUCAUAAAACUGUUUCUGAUCACUGACUGCUUUAAGAACAUAUUGUUCCUGAUAAUGUUAAGCUCAGGGUGUCCUGAAAUAUAGCAGAUUACUUGAACUGCAGCACUAUCAGCUGACAGUAUGAUAUAACAUGUCUAGUUUUCAUUUCCUGCAAUCCUUAACUUGUGUUAUUAGACUCUCUUGUAAAUGUAGUUGAAACGAGAAUCAGAUGAAAGGUCUGUUUUUUCUAAAGAUCCAGUUGGUAGCUCCUGCCACUCUUCUGCAUGAGGGGAUCCUAAAAUAAGCACAUGACCUGUUCAGAUGUUUGUCUGGAAAUUGUUUUUAGAAUUGGACACUGAUAUAAUAGGGCCAGCUUUUCCAUGAAGAGAUAGCCUUUCAUUUCGGUGUGGUUUUCGACUUCGAAUGUUGUAUAAUGUAAUGUACCAUCCCCAAAAUCCUUGGCUCAAAUGCUGCUCAAAGACUGCUGGGAGAAAAGUUAUGUUUCUACUUUCAUGUUUACAGAAGGUCACUUCCUGCUCUAUUCAAAACCUUAAAAACAAGUUUGCUGGUUCAUAUGUUUCAUCUGAGGCUGGGACAAAACUAUCCUAUCCGCCCCCCCCCCCCCCGAAGACCUCAAAUACACCCUAUUCUUAAACUGCCUUUAAAUAAAAGAGAAAACCAUCCUUUGUGAUGUGGUUUGACAUUGGCACAAAAAGGCUAUUUUCCAAAAUCUCUUCCUUUGUUUUACAAAACGAUGCAGAGUGAACAAACUUGUAUUUAAUACAGUGGUACCUUGGAUUAAGAACUUAAUUUGUUCUGGAGGUCCGAUCUUAACCUCAAACUGUUCUUAACCUGAGGUACCACUUUAUCUAAUGGGGCCUCCUGCUGCCACAGCUGUGCUAUUUCUGUUCUCAUCCUGAAGCAAAGUUCUUAACCUGAGGUACUAUUUCUGGGUUAGUGGAGUCUGUAACCUGAAGCGUCUGUAACCUGAAGUACCACUGUAGUCAUAACACUGAGGAUGACACCAGAAGGACAAGGUCGCUUCUUUUCCCUAAAGUGACCAGGGCUGGGCUGCAAUCGUAUACCCAUAUACCUGGGAGUAACCCCCACUUACUGUAAUAGGACUUACUUCUGAGUAGAUGUGUGUAGGCUUGUUAGAAUAAUAAUGUUUUGUAUUUUUAUACAGCAGAUUCUAGUAGGGCCAGUUAUUUGAUUUGACACAGGCCUGAUGUGGAGAAGGGCAGCAUUUUGUGAUUUGUAGAGUGUAUACAGAUAAGGUUUUUGCAGUAUUGUUGAUAUUCUGUUUUCUGAUUCUUCUCUUCUCUAGGAACUUCAUAUCUAACAGACAUAGUCUGGUGGUCGGGCACCAUUGCAAGUAAGUAUACUAACUAAUAAAACCUAUUCUUAUGCGCUAGAGCAGGGAAAAGGUGUUGUGGUGGUUAAUUUGUUACCCACCCUUCAGCCUAAGGUCCCAGGAAAGGUUACAACAAUUUGAAAUACAACACUAAAAAUAAUUUUAAGAAUAGAUAUCACAUUUCUCAAAGGCUAAAGAAGCACAUCUUCAGCAUUUUCUGAAAACAAUAUAAGGAUACCCCUCUGUGGGGAGCUAGUUCCACAGCAUAUGGGCCUCUACAAAUUACUCCUUCUCCCAGCCCCACUCUGAGCUUCUGAGGGCAGGGGAACUACAAGAGGGUCCUCUCUGCUGAUCUUAAGACCCAAGAGGGUCUGUAGGGAAGGAGGCGGUUUUUCAGAUGUUUGGGGCCUGAGUCAUUUAGGCUUUAAACACUAUCGUGAGCGCCUUCAGUUUGAUCCAGAAAUGGACCAGCAACCAAUGCUGGUGGAAUAGAUACCAUAUCAUCCUGUACAUUCUUAGUCCAGUGUAUCUGGAGAGUUCUGCUGAUGUUAUCUGCCAUGCAGGUGCCUUAUGUUGCAGUCUGCUGGCACGGCAGACCUUCCACCAAUUCCUGUGGUCCCUCUCUGCAGUGCUGAGAGUGUUCUGUAAAAGAGUGAACUUAACCUACUUGUAUCUUGUCUUGUUUUAAAGGUGCUGUAUUUGUGCUAAAUACAAAAGCAUGGAACUCGUAGCUAGACUGAUGUUUUUCCCCUCCUAUUCUGUUACUAUUUGCUCCUUACUUGAAGGUUUUGAAUAACAUGUCUUAUAAAUGGGCACUUUGAUUAGCUUGUUGCACAUUUUUGAUUCUUUCUUUUUUUAAUGAAGCCUAUUGCGUUACCCCACAGGGAGUCUUUUAAGCAUCAAAGGUUUUGUAUUUUUAAAAACUUCUGCUGUUUGUAGCAUAACUGAAAACGUUAACCCCUCUGACCUUUAUUAGAAUGCUCAAAUUUUAAUCAUCGUCACCUUCUAUAUUAAUAAGGUAAUAAUAAUAUUUUGCCAAAUAUAGAGCAGUUAUCCAGGACUGUUGAGGCCACUUCUGUGGUUUUAGAGAUAUAAAAAAAAAUCCACUUUUUGCUGUCCUCUGUCAGCAGAAAAUCCUCAACAACUCAGUUUGAGGUAGCUGAAAGCGAAUCGUGUCACACAUGAGAAAUUUAUUUAUUUACAUAUUCACUAUGUUUAAUAUCUUGUCUUUCCUCCAGUCACCUCUAGGUGGCACACAUGGUUGUCCACCUUCAUUGUAUUCUCACAAAGCACUGUGAAGUAGGUUAGACUGAGAGAUGGUGGCUGGCCCAAGGUCUGUAGAAUGAUGAGGUCAGGUAAGCAGAGACACGGGGACUGACCCAGGGUCACCCAGUGGGGAUUUGAACCCUGGUCUCCUAGGUUCUAGUCCAACAUCCUAACCACUACACCACACUGCCUCACAAUUCAUACCCCCUAGUUUAACAUAACUGAUUUCUCCACCAAGUUUGUCAGUGCAAACAUGGCCAGGCAAAAACAAACAAUCCAACAAACCAGAGGUAGGUGUGUUCAGAUAUCUGCUAUAGGAUUUCUGGUUAAUUAUUACUACUAUCAUUAUUACAUUAGUUGAAGAACAAUACUGGCUCAAUCCAUUGCAACACUACAGUGCCAGUAAAUACAAAGUUCAGCAACAAUAGUAAGCCUUGCUGUUAGAACUGAUUCACACAAACCCUUUCAGCUGCUUCCCCUCCCUCCCCUCAAAAAAUUGGUGCACCUGCUAUUAAAGAAAGAAAGCUCAGAAGCAUUUGUGUGAGUCAGCCUUCGGGCAUGAGAUAUGAAGGAAAAGCAAGCCCUGAGAAUUAAGGUGGGACGCCGAUAACGGUUAGAAGCACGAAUACCUUAUAUAAGUGACAUUCAUAGUCAGUCAGGCUAGAAAAUGAUUGGCAUAGUUGACUGCUAAUGUUAGGAUUAGAUAAUACGUUUUGAAUUAUUCCACCUCAGUGGUUUUCCAUAGGACACACCUUGCAGACUCAUCACCAUUUUUUUUUCUUUAGAAGGUUUUGAUUUUGCCGUUGCCACUUUUAGGAAAGAGACUUGGCAUUGCAGUUUCCAACCCCUAGAGAGCAUCAGCCAGCUUUUGUUGUCGGGAGACAACAAGACUGUCUACAAGGAAAGGGAAUUCAAGGCUUCUUAGACAUGAGUUGCCAGUAAGAGGGGAGAUGUUGCACUCUCCUAGAAGGCUAUCUCCCUUGAUAACUGUAGUCAUAUUCCUGCUUUCCAGACCUGUUUCCACUCCUGGUGGUGAGAGUGAAAGAGAAGAGGUUGAGAAGGAAGUCCCUUCUACAGAAUGGUCCAGUACCACUCAUUGUCCAGAAUUGUUUAUCUAACAGGCAUUGUUUCUAAGAUACCACCGAGCAUUUGCAUCUCCCCCCACCCCUCUUACACUUCCGGCCCAAUCGCCUUCUAAAUCCGGCCUGCGGACGAUCCAGGAAUCUGUGUGUUUUUACAUGAGUAGAAUGUGUCCUUUUAUUUAAAAUGCAUCUCUGGGUUAUUUGUGAGGCCUGCCUGGUGUUUUUACAUGAGCAGAAUGUGUGCUUUUAUUUAAAAUGCACCUCUGGGUUAUUUGUGGGGCAUAGGAAUUUGUUCAUUCCCCCACCCCAAAAAAAUAGUCUGGCCCCCCACAAGGUAUGAGGGACAGUGGACCAGCCCCCUGCUGAAAAAGUUUGCUGACCCUAUGGUAUUAGCUCCAGGGAAAGCCUGCAAUCAGGGUGAAAACAGCCCACCAGACACAUCUGUCAACCUACCAGGAGCUCAAUUACCCUGUGUUUUUCUGACAACUCAUGAUUGCAAAAACAGAGGUAUCGUUUUUUUCAGCAUCUGGAAAUCCACAGAUGUUUCAUGACCGAUGAACAGCAUUCGGCUUGCUCAUCCACAAGCUGUGUAAGCCUACUCCAGAGAAACACCACAGUGUGUCUAGGGACCUGCAUGAAGUGUACACGUUGAACCUUACUUGGAGGCAUCUGCUGCCACUGCCUCUUCCCUCAGGCAGAUUUUUAUAAUUUUUAAAAAUGCAUGGAGGCAAGGAAUACAUAAACAACCCCUAAUCUCUAAUGGUUCCCAGAACCCAUUGCCUGAAGCUACCACCUCACCUUACUUCCUUGCAAUACCACACCUGUAAGUCAGGCCCCAGCUUGUGAAUAUUUAAUCCCGUCACUGCUCAAUGAAGGUUCAGCAGACCUCAUUUUUUUUUUUAGAUCUGGAGAUGUUUCAGAGAUGUCAAAAGUGAGAUGAUUUAGGUACAGAGAAAUACCGGACUGCUCCCACUUUCAUUCUCUUUCUUUCUGCUCCUGCAACCAUUCUCUCUGUACCUAAAAUCAACUUGACAUAGAAAACACUAGGCCAACACUUUCCCCCCCCCAACAGAUCGGGUUGGAGUAUAUGGGUCUUUAUUCAUAUGUACAUAAUAAUAUACAUGUAAGAGCUUAGUGGGAGACCAGACUGUCUGCAAGCAUAUCCUCACAUAUAAAUAUGAAAUGUGGUUGAUAUGUUUUGCUGAGCACAUGCAUAAUGUUGCUGUUGUCAUAAGACCCAGCCUCUCAUGGAGAUCUUCCUUUUGUGUCAAAAUGUGCCUUCCUCACCAUGUCUUUCCUUCACAAGAACAGACUAAAUAGUCUUGGUAUGCAAGCUAUGCAGAUGUUGUGUCCUUUUCUGUAGCCUAAACAUUGGAGUUAUUAUAGUAGAUUCCUAGCAUCCUAACAUCUGGUUAUUUUCUUGGCAUUCAUUUGUCUACCUGUUUGCUUUCCUUUGUUUCUCCUGUAUAUACCCUUGCCUUAAUUAAGAACAUGCCCCAGUUUUGCCUCAUGUUUCAAAUGUCCUAGCCUAAGCACAUGUACGGAAGCACCUUAACAUUUAGCUGUGUGCUUCCGAAAGUUGAGUUUUUUUGAUGGGGGAAUUGGCCCCAGUACAUCCUUAACUUCCCUACGGCUAAAUUAUAGUAAGGUAGUUAUUAUUAUUAUUAUUAUUAUUAUUAUUAUUAUUAUUAUUAUUUACUUAUACCCCACCUAUCUGGCUGGGUUUCCCUAGGCACUCUGGGCAGCUUCCAACAAGAGAUUAAAAAUACAUUAAAGCAUCAGUCAUUUUAAAAAAAAAACUGCCUUCAGAAAUAAUAAUAAUAGUUCCUUAAUAUAAAAUGUAGCUAGCAUGUUCCUGUUCCUGUGCUUGUUAAUUAAAAGUCCUCCCACACUGGAUCUGAAUUUCUGAAGCAUGAUUGGGCUGUGAUUAUUUUUGCCAGCUGGUAGUUAUUCUUAUUGCAAAUGUAUGUGUUUAUUUGUUUCAAUUAUAUCCCACCGUUCCUCCAAAGAAAGGCAGCAUACAUUUCAGGUUGGAGAGGCUGAAAGAGAUUGACUGGUCUGAGGGCAUCCAGUGAGUUUCAUUGCUUUGUGAUGAUAGAGACAUGGGUUUUCCUAGUCUGAUGCCCUAAGGCAGCCCUGUUCAGGGAAGUUUUUAAACACACAAUGUUUUAUUGUGUUUUUAAUAUUUUGUUGGGAGCUGCCCAGAGUGGCUAGAGCAACCCAGUCAGAUGGGCAGCAUAUUAUUAUCAUUAUUAGCAACUACCCCAUACUAAGUUUCAGAAUGUUAAGAUCUGUAGGGUUUUUUUAAGUGAAUAGCUGGAAAAUUCUGAUUUUUACUCAGCAGCACAAUCCCGCUGAACCUAGUCCUGCUGAGUUCAAUGAAGCUUACUUUCAUGUAAACGGAUAUAGGAUUGCAGCAUGAAUCGAUGUUUCCCAAAAGGCAGAACAGUAAAGUGUAACAUUAUCAUUGAUCAGAAUUCUGACGUAAGCAGCAGCCUGUUUCGUUUUGCCAAUGACACAUUUGCAUUUCUUUUCCAUAGUGGCCCUUGGCCAAAUCGGGAAUUUCUUAGCCUACACUGCAGUUCCUACUGUUCUGGUGACUCCUCUUGGAGCGCUUGGAGUUCCAUUUGGGUAAGGAUUUUGUUUAUUUUGAAGUUUAUACAGAUAUAAAUGCCUGUAUAUAGAGUUCAUAUCUGAAUACCAGCAAGAAAUGACAAUGAAUCGGGUACUGGCAGCAGUUCAGUACGGUGCGCCAUGUCUAUUCUACUAAUUCAGGCUUUGCCAGCCUUCAGAUGUUUUGAAUUACAACUCCACUCAACUGGAAAAAAAGAGAAAGAAAUUAGAAGUCCUGUUGUGCAAGCAGAAUUCCCUUGCUCAAGCAGGCACAGGUGAAAUGCGUAAAGGAUGAAAUUUGUUGGUCUUCAGUCCCGUUUUAACUCUCCAGACUUACCCAAAGAAAAUGAGGCACAUGGGGCACAAUCUUGCCAAACAUAAUCACUUUUUAAAAUGGCUUUGAUUUCAAUGAGUGAGAGUUCAUUCACAAUGAGUGAAAGUGCCGAGACUCAAAUGUGCUGCUUUUAAUCUGGAUCACGUGUUCUAUCCAUCGUCAAAGAUCCAACAUAGAAUGACUAGACACAGGGCUUUUUUUCAGCCAGAACUUAGUUCCAGCACCUCUCAGGUGGGUGCCAUUGCCAUUCUAAGAGGGAGGUGAGCUCCAGGACCAAUUUUCCAGAAAAAUAGCACUGACUAGACAUAUACUCACAUGAUAAGCUUCUCCUUUCUCUUCUUUCCCCCCGCAGUCUCCAUGCACCUCAAAAAUCUGCUCAAGGGUUGAGGGACUGUCCAGAGCAGAUUUUGAGGAAGAGCAGAUUUUGAGGACACACAGUGAAAUGGAGAAGGGAAAAGAGAAAUGAGAAGUUACAUUGCCCAAACAGAUUGACAGUGCUGAUCUCUUAUGUCCUUGCCUUAUCACUGAGGUAUUUGGGGCAGUCCUUGUUAGUGACCCCGUAUGGCUCAGAUGCAUGGCUCACAUCCACCAGGAGCUGUGGUUAGUAUUGUGUGCCAAUUUUUAUGGAAAUCCCUUUCAGUUGAGAUCAAAAGAUCCCCCUCCGUGUCGAAUAUCUGAUGCCUACUAAGGACAUUUUUAUUCCAUUUUAACCGAAUUCUGAUUUUAUGGUUUUGACUAAUUUUUUUAGUUUUACUCUAUUGAGCUUCAGUACUCCACUUAAAGCUGAUUGUAAUUAAAUGGUAUAUAAAUUGUCAGCAUAAAUAAUUGAGUGCUGCCAAAUAUUUUUAGAGGCUUUGGCAAAAGGUGAUAUCGGUUGAUUCAAUAUAUGUUAUUUGGGUUAUUCAUCGGCUUGAGAGUCUCUUAUUGUUUUCCUUUUUAAAAAAUAAAUAAUGGUUUACCCUCUGGAACUGAGUGAAGGAAAUAUACAUACCGUAAAUGCAUUUUCCAGGGAAGACUCCAUAAAAUGAUGUUUUGUGGUCAUCCAAAAGUGUGACAGGGAAGUGUCUUCUUCCCAUUUUGUCCUCCCACCUGCCAAACCAAGGUCAAAUGUUAAAACUGAUCCCUUAUCUCCACAUUCAGAGACAGAUAAACCACUUUGAACAAGCAAAUCCUUCUGGCCUUGCCAAAAAAAGGUGGAGGAUAAAGGGUAAUGACUUACCUUAGAAUUAAAUUAACAGUAUUGAAAGUUUGAAUAAAAUGUUCUUUUUCUUUGGUUCUCUUCUUUGAAAGAUCCAUUUUAGCUUCCUACUUACUGAAAGAAAAACUCAACAUUCUUGGCAAACUGGGUUGUCUGCUGAGCUGUGCAGGUUCUGUUGUUCUCAUAAUCCAUUCUCCGAAGUCUGAAAGUGUCACCACACAGGCCGAGCUUGAAGAGAAGCUCACAAAUCCAGGUAUUUAAUUCCUUGGGAUAAUCACAUUGCCAACUCAGUCUUGAGUCUCGGUAACUGUGUCAGUUUCACAGAACAAAAAAACACAGUGUAAGUUGGUCCAACAUGAGGUAUUGCCUCAUUUGCACUUGUUGCCAAGCAGUUUUGCAUUGUGAAAAAGAUGUUGUAUCUUCAUGUAAUGUAAUGACUGCAGUUGAAUUGCUCCACAAUCCUAAACAGGUUUACUCAGAAGCAAGUUGCAUUGAAUUCAGCUAGUUGUUUCUUGGUAAGAGAACAUUUGUGGCUCUGACUGCAGGAAAACACUGGAAGCAUAAUAAGACAAGCCAGUUUGCUUUUUUUGAUAGGAACUGUUUAUCUGCUUAAGUUCUUGGUAUGCUUCAGUGCAUUAUUAAAGGAGAAAUUAGCUGCAGCCCUGCAGAAUUGAAGUCACUGGAAUUUAACCAACCUAAUUACACAAGACUGUAGCAACUAUCAAUGUAUUAGUUUUUAAAAAACAAACCAACGGUUUUUGAUUAGAAGGCUGUGCAUUAAAGUAAUAGGCAAUUAUUUUAGGUAUAAGUACUUAGGGAUGUAUUCCUUUUGGGAAAUUUGAUCUGCUUUAUAUACUCUUAAUACAAGCUUUUAACCCAAGAAAUAGGUGACAGAACAGAAGAAAAUAUACACUAUCAUCUAUAUCCCUUCAAAGCUGAUUCCAGUUUUCUGUUCUGACUACGAGUAUAUGGCAUAGGCACAUUGUAAACAUGAAAAAAGUCCUUUGUAAAAUUGCCUUUAUGUAGAAAUUUACCAUGCUGCCAUUCUGUUUUUUUGUUUUUCAGUGUUCGUGGGUUACCUCUGCAUUGUCCUUCUCAUGCUCCUCCUGCUUAUCUUUUGGAUUGCACCUGCUCACGGACCCACCAAUAUUAUGGUUUACAUCAGCAUUUGCUCAUUGCUAGGAAGCUUCACAGUGCCCAGUACAAAAGGCAUUGGACUAGCUGCUCAAGAUAUCUUUCACAAUAACCCAUCGAGCCAAAGAGCACUGUACCUCUGUUUGGUCCUGCUGGCAGUAUUAGGAUGUAGCAUCAUAAUUCAGUUCAGGUACAUCAAUAAGGCUCUGGAAUGUUUCGAUUCCUCGGUGUUUGGUGCCAUCUACUAUGUAGUGUUCACCACUCUGGUCUUGCUGGCCUCAGCCAUCCUGUUCAGAGAGUGGAGUAAUGUUGGAGUGGUGGAUUUCUUGGGGAUGGCUUGUGGAUUCACCACUGUAUCUAUUGGAAUUGUUCUCAUACAAGUCUUCAAGGAGUUCAAUUUCAGUAUUGGGGAUUUAAAUAAGCCCAAUACGAAGACUGAUUAAUACCAUGAUAUCAAAAGGGACUGGAUGACCCAGAAAAUAAUAAAAGCCUUUCCACUUCUAGGCUAUGGGAAUGACAGAGACUUUGAUUUCUAAGCCCAGAGAACAACAGAGCCUUUCAUUCCUUGUUGGAAUAUGUGAAAUGAAUUGGUGUUCUCAAUCCAGUUUCUCUAAGACUAACUGUUACCAUGCUUCAACUAUCUAAAUGGUAUUAAAAUGGAAUACUCUUAUACCCCUCACAGCAGGCGGGUAAGAACUGCAUCAGUGCAAAAGCUGAUGUAUUUCUUCACGCUAGAAAGGUGAUGUAUACAGUGAAGGUAGAAGUGUUCUAGAAGUUUUCAAAAUGUCUUCCUGAAACAUGGUUGUGAAUAAAUUAAAUCCAGCUUCUGUGCUCCAUUGGGCAGGUGUAAUGAAUGAUAAGCUGUCCCUUUGAAAAAUGUAGAUACACUUCAGAAAUUUAGAUUGGAUUCCCUCCCCCACACCCCCAAUAUCUCUUUCGUUAGGUCACAAAAUUCAUUCUUCUCACAGCUUUAAUUGAGGGUUCUUUAUAUCCAUGUUUCAGAAUCUGCACACUGGUAAAUUUCCUUCCCUCACUGACUUUCUCUGUAAUCUGAAAUGGCGCUGAAGAGCUCAUAAUUAAGUCCAAGAAACAGAGCAGUGUGUUUGUCUCUCAAAAUAUUUUCUUACCAGGACAUAGUUGCUCACACUUAAGUAAAUACAGCAGUCAGUUUACAGAUACGCCUUUUUGUUCACAGUAAGCAUUUGAAGUGCAUUAACACAUUACAUGAAUUCAGGAGCUUUUAAUAAUCAACAGACAAGAAUGUGAGGAUCAUGGCAGAUUGUAACCACUUUUCAAUUUUUUUAUUUUUAUUUUUUGGUCAUUUGUAAAUAGUUGGAAAGUACUUCAGUGCCUUUUGCAUUCUAAAAAAAGACCACAUAAUUUGAAUGAAGGUGUGUCUUGAAAAACUCCAUGGGGCAGUUCAUUUCCCCCUAUCAUUUGGCAGUCUUCAUUGCUUACAAACAUGCAAAGUGGUCAGAAACGGCAGCAUAAUUUCAUAUAUACUUUAGAGUCUGAAUUUAUAACUGAGGUGACUGUGUGGUAACUUCCAUGCACCUCCUGUUGUGUGUGAGUUCUGAAGAGAGGUGUUCUAAAAUUGCCCAUUCACAGCCUUCCAGUUUUUUUUCUAACCAAGUAAACUACUUCAUAACACAGGUUAUGAAGUCAGGUUUUGAACUGGCACUUUUGAGGGCAAAAAGAAGGUUGUGGUUAAGUGAUUCUGUAAGAGGAAAGGAAAAUGUUCAAUUCCAGUCAAGGAAAGGUUAGGCCAUUAGCCUAAGUAACUCUUCAGUCAUUCAUCCACAAGGCAGGGCCUGGAUAUUGCUGGAAAACAGUUCAGAUUUGCUUGAGACACACAGCUCUCUCAUUUUAGCAAAACGACCAGCUAAUUUGGUAUACCUGAUUCAGAUAUUAAGAAUUCACUUUGCUAUAUGCACCUUCAGAUUUCAUUUUAACAGCUUCAGGGUAUUUGAAUAUAUAUUAGUAAUUAAUUUUAACGUAUUUGACAUCAGCCAUAGAAAUAUAUUUUUCCUAUCAGUUCCAAAGAUACAUAACAUAGGUAUUGGAGUAUUGAUCCAAAUAUGCACACCUUUUCCUAAGUAUGCAUUACUUUUAAAAUUCUGUGAACUUGGAAGUUCAGUUUUUGUAUUCACAAAGCAAAUAAGGAAUCGAUGAAUUCAGAUUCCAGCUUCAACCUCAUUAAAAGCCACUCCUGUCCUGGCAAUAAUGUUACUUACCCUGCCGGGUGAAAGAUAAACAACAAAGUUAAACAACUGCAACAUAGAGAGUUAUCAGUUUUCUACAUUCACACAAAUAAUCAGUGCAGUUCUGCAAUACUUGUAAGGUUUGUCUGGAAAAUUAAAAAUGGGAUGUCAGUUUCUAAAUUGAAUUUGAUAAAAUAAAAGGGCAUUUCUCAUGUCGCCUGAGAGUUUAUACAAGAGAUGUAUACUGUUAAUGUUUGGAUUACCCAUAGGUAUCUUUUACCGUGUCUACACAUGUUGGAGUAGAUAAAUAUAAGUCACUUUAAAUGUGAUGAUGGUCACCAGUCGUGACUUGUGAAAAGACACUUAAUCAAGGGUCCAUAAAUGUUGUGUUGUCUUGUACGGUGGUAAUCACCAAAAUCCUUCCCAAAAUCUCCUGACAUGAACAGAAGGCUUGGGAAAGAAGCAAGAUCUUCUCCUAUUUUUGUAAGAUAUGGAGAAAGUAAGAAACAUUGGGAUUCUCCCCCAGUGCUUGGAAUGGAAUCCUGAUGUUUCUUAUCUGCUUCAGAAGUGCAAUUGGGGUCUUAUCGGCACACCAUGUGUCCUGCUCACCAGAGGACACUUGUCUGAGAAAGGUGGAUUUAUGGAUGACUGCCCUUAAUCAGUAUUCAUAAAGUUUAGGUAUUAGUUUUGUGUGGAAGCUUGCUGUUUGUGAUGGUAAGUUUCUGGAGGGAAUCAUUCCAAGGCACUGUAUUUUUUAAACAUGUUGUGCUUGACAUUUCAAGUUUUUAAAAGAAAAUCGCUGAGAUGUGGUAAUUCUUUUCUUGUUUUUUUUUAAAGAUAUAUAUCCAGAGAUUAAAUCACAGUUGUUGGGGUUUUUUUCCAGGCCUUUGACUUAUGAUGACCUCAGUUUAGUUUUCCUUAAUGUAGGUAGGCACACGGCUAGGAGUGUUAUCUCAGUCUAGAAAUUAGAGCAAACGCUCGUGUGCAUUAUUGUUCUCUACGAAAAAGUGCCUAACCAAGUAUGCUGGUACUUAUGCACAUUUAAAAUCCUAUACAAAGGUAUUCUUGACUGAACGAGGCAUUGUCUGUCUAGGCCUGGGAUGGCUAAGGGGGGAAGAUUGACACUCUGUCUUCCCAAUAAUGUUUCAGGGGCAGAAAUCUAUUUUGCCACCCAAACAUACCCUGUCAGGCUCCAUAAUAAAGAUUAUGCCAUCUGGAAGGAAGCUCUUUACAAUUAUGGAGAGUGUAUGUUUGUGUGCUCAAGCAUAAUAAAGACAAAUAUAUAUAUAUGCUUAUGUAUAACAUACAUGCUGCAGACAAAUCCGAGACAGAUGUAGCGUUAAAGUAUGGUAUUUCUCUCAUUCUUGCAACUUAAAUUUUUUUUGCUUUCCUUAAGAGUGUACAUAUACUUGAUUUACCACCCCUUGAUUUUAAAAGGGAAGGGCUGACAGGUAAAAAAGACCAUGGAGCCUGCCAGCUGGCCAUCCCUUGUCUGGGCAGUAGAGCAUGGCAAGUCCAUCUGAGGCCAUUUGUGGUGCUGUCACCUUUCUGCAAUGCACCCACUCUCUGCUUGUGACACUUUUUGAACUGACUUAUGUAGGUUGAUUUCUGAUAUAUGGGCUUUGUUUUUAGGUGCACUGACUAGCAGAAAUUGAAUAACGUUCUGACAUAUUUUUAGCGGCCUUGCACAUAAUUUGUAUCUUGGCAUUUGACAUUUUGAAUGGCAAAUAGAUGCAUUUAUUUUUGUUACUCUGUUCAGCUGAUAGAUUUCCCUUCCGUUAUUUUUGUUUGUUUGUUUUUUGUUACCCUGUGUGAAGGUCAGUUUUCCUGAAUUCCGGGUGUAAAAUAAUCAACAGUUAUAGUAAUGCUAGUAACAAUACUUUCCUUCCUGAUCUUCCUCUGCUGUUACUACUUUGGUUGUUUGUGUGUUUUAAGUUCCUUACAGUAUUGAUGGGUGUCCCAUACUGGGAAAUAAAUAUGCAGUUAUCUCCUCAAUUUCAGUCUUCCUCAAACUUUGACAUGCACUUUCUAGGUUGUUGCCUAGUUUGUACACAUUGAUUGUACAGGAACCUAGGCACUUAAAACAUUUUCAUUAGCUUGGGCUCUAAUUAUUUUCAGUGGACCAUAUAUUCAUGGAAGGGCAAUGUGCUGUAGUUGAGCAUGCUCUAAAGGCAUUUCAUAGCAUAUUUAUGAAGUAUGAUGAUGUACAGAAGACACUUAAUUCUGUUGAGAAACAUGAUGUAGGAUUUACAUAUUUAUCCCCUGCUUUAUUGACUUGAAGUCUAAUAGUAAUAAACCUUUCUGAUGAAGCCAAAAAACAUUUUUGUAAUAUCCUAAAUACAACACAAUAUUAUAUGUGUGUUUUUUAAAAGCAAACCAAGGUUGCAACUCACAACCUGCUUACACAGGAAUACUUUUUUUGUAGACUUUGGGCACAAUCCACUAACAAAUACUUAGAAACUCAAUAUAGCAACCCCAGAAAUACUUAGAACAAAGGCUGUAAUUCUUACUUGGACUAGGGAGCAAGCAUCAUUAAAGAAUGUGGGACUUAGUUCUGAAUAAAUAUGAAGUGCUCUUUAAUUGGCUUUUAAGUUUCUACCGACAGAAAUUAUUUCUCCUAAUAACUAUUUCAAAAUGUGUGUGAGUGUAAGAUUGUGUGUAUGUGAGAGAAAGAUUCAUAUUUAUUAAUCCAGUGUUUUUUUCUGGGUGUAUGCCGGGGUAUGCAUACCCCUAAACAUUUUGUGAAUCUAAGUUUGGCCUCAUUGGGCGGUAGUAUUUCAAUGAGUAGGAAAAUGAGAGUACCCCUAAACAUUUUUUAAGAAAGAAAAAAAAAGCACUGUGUUAAUCUAUAUGAAUAUGUUCAGUUCAUUUAUAUGAAACUAUCUUAGUAAUAAACUUGGUUUAUGUUGAAUGUAGUGAUACUGAAAAAAACUAGCUACAAAGUCAAAUACACUGAAUUUUGAAAUGGAAGCUGUGAUUCCAUUUUAUUAAGAUUAAAUAAAGAGGGCCUAUAAACUGUACUGAAAGUUGGACUGUACUUGCAUGAUGGACCACUCGCACUUUCUAAUAUAAAUGGAGGAUUUUAAAGAUUUCAGAGCUCUUUGAACACGCAGUUGGCAUAUAGGUUUGCACUUGGGGGGGGGGGACUUCUUACAUAGAGCCACACCAAGAGGUGUGGGGUACCUGUAUUCCUCCAGAUGUUUCUGGACUACAACACACAACAAUACACUAGCUGGGGCUGAUGGGACCUGGAGUCCAGCAACAUUUGGAAGAGCCACAGGUUCCCCAUUCCUGACCUAGAGGUGAAAGUCUUCUGUUCUCUCUUGUAGUAGAAGUGGUGCUGGCUGGUUGGCGUCAAAUAAAAAUGCGGAUUCAAAUAAUGGAAAAGGGAGCAAACCUCAAAUGCUAUGGGCUUGAUUGCUUAAAUGCUUUUGUGUUGCAAUAUAGUUACUUCAGGCAGACUAAAGAGGACUAUUUUAUUAGCUUCCAAAACAAUGUGUAUAUAGAUUUGUUAAAUGCUCAAUAACCUUAGCUUUGCUUUAAAAAAAAAAAGUAGUUAUAGGCAUAUUGUAUUUGCCUUGUAAAUUAGCAAAGGCUAUUUAUUAAGGAUUCUGACAACAGACCUAUUUAUUAAUGUGUACUGUUUUAAAAUAAAAAAAAUUUCUAGUUCA